Molecule: messenger RNA, 3197 nt
Organism: Monodelphis domestica (gray short-tailed opossum)
Lineage: Eukaryota; Metazoa; Chordata; Mammalia; Didelphimorphia; Didelphidae
Gene: VPS33A
Product: VPS33A core subunit of CORVET and HOPS complexes
Biological process (GO): vesicle-mediated transport
Source: RefSeq, a predicted model, not a curated record
CGCCCCACGAGGAGCACUUCCGGCUCCGCCUGGCGUUGAUCACGUGCACAAAGGCCCGAUCACCUGACUGCUCGGUCGGUGUUGGGUGCCGGAGCACCGGGAGCGGGGAGGGGCAGGGGUAGGGGAGGGGGCAGUGGCAGUAUGGCAGCGCAUCUGUCCUACGGGAGGGUGAAUUUGAACGUGCUGCGCGAGGCGGUGCGGAGGGAGCUGCGUGAGUUCCUGGACAAGUGUGCGGGCAGCAAGGCAAUAGUUUGGGAUGAAUACCUAACGGGACCAUUUGGAUUGAUUGCACAAUAUUCACUGUUGAAGGAACAUGAGGUGGAAAAAAUGUUCACACUUAAAGGAAGUCGUCUGCCUGCAGCUGAUGUUAAGAACAUUAUUUUUUUUGUCAGACCCAGGCUAGAAUUGAUGGAUAUAAUUGCUGAAAAUGUACUCAGUGAAGAUAGGCGCUCCCCUGCGAGAGAUUUCCACAUUUUGUUUGUCCCACGCCGAAGCUUGUUGUGUGAACAGCGUUUGAAGGAUCAGGGUGUUUUGGGAUCCUUCAUUCAUAGAGAGGAAUAUAGCCUCGACCUCAUUCCAUUUGAUGGCGAUCUGUUAUCCAUGGAAUCCGAAAGUGCUUUUAAAGAGUGUUAUUUGGAGAAUGACCAGACAAGUUUGUACCAUGCAGCAAAAGGACUGAUGACUUUGCAAGCCUUGUAUGGAACCAUCCCCCAGAUCUUCGGGAAAGGGGAAUGUGCAAGGCAAGUGGCCAACAUGAUGAUCAGAAUGAAGAGAGAGUUCACUGGCAGCCAGAACUCAGUAUUUCCUGUUUUUGAUACUCUCUUGCUGCUUGACCGGAACGUAGACUUGUUAACUCCCCUUGCCACUCAGCUUACAUACGAAGGACUCAUUGAUGAAAUUUAUGGCAUUCAGAAUAGUUAUGUGAAAUUACCUCCAGAGAAGUUCACUCCUAAGAAACAGGGUGAGAGUGGGAAGGAUCUCCCAACAGAAGCCAAGAAACUUCAGCUCAAUUCUGCAGAGGAGCUCUAUGCUGAGAUCAGGGACAAAAACUUCAAUGCAGUGGGCUCAGUCCUGAGCAAGAAAGCCAAAAUCAUCUCCGCUGCAUUUGAGGAAAGGCACAACGCAAAAACGGUUGGGGAGAUUAAGCAGUUUGUUUCCCAGUUGCCUCACAUGCAAGCGGCAAGAGGGUCCCUGGCAAACCACACCUCAAUUGCAGAGUUAAUCAAAGACAUUACCACUUCUGAAGAUUUCUUUGAUAAGCUAACAGUUGAGCAAGAGUUCAUGUCUGGAAUAGACACCGACAAGGUCAACAAUUACAUUGAGGACUGUAUUGCUCAGAAACAUCCAUUGAUCAAGAUCCUAAGACUGGUUUGCCUUCAGUCUGUGUGUAACAGUGGCCUCAAGCAGAAAGUGUUAGAUUACUACAAAAGAGAAAUUCUCCAGACAUAUGGCUAUGAACACAUGUUAACCUUAAACAAUCUAGAGCAGGCUGGAUUGCUAAAACCUCAAGCAGGCAGUAGAAACAAUUACCCCACCAUCAGGAAAACCUUGCGGCUCUGGAUGGAUGAUGUUAAUGAGCAGAACCCCAAUGACAUAUCCUACGUCUACAGCGGCUAUGCACCUCUCAGUGUGCGGUUAGCGCAACUGCUUGCUCGGCCUGGCUGGAGAAGUAUUGAGGAAGUCCUGAAGAUGCUUCCAGGUCCCCACUUUGAAGAACGGCAGCAAUUACCAGCAGGAUUGCAGAAAAAACGUCAACAAGGAGAAAACAGAGUUACUUUGGUCUUUUUCCUGGGAGGUGUGACCUAUGCUGAAAUUGCUGCCCUGAGAUUUCUGUCUCAGAUGGAAGAUGGAGGCACAGAAUAUGUCAUUGCUACCACUAAACUAAUGAACGGAACCAGUUGGAUAGAAUCUCUGAUGGAGAAACCUUUCUAAACCCAGCACGCCAUGCCAUCUUUGACUGGCUGUAGCAAGCAGGUGGGAUCCCAAGAAUUUGCUUCUUGGAAGCAGUUGCUAAAGGGAAGUAAAACUUAAUGGACUGAUGGCGAAAGGAUGCAGAGUUUAUGAAAUUACUGUGUAUUUUCAGCUCUGCUUUUCACUGUUGGGCUCUGGAUUCCUCUCCUGUCUCAGAAGGCAUAAAAAUAACAGGACAAUCGGCCAAAGGCCACCAUGUUCUGAGCUUGGGAUCCUCAAGAGAGGCCCCAUGGAACUGCUUCAGGGGCUCAGUUCCGUUUGGUUUGAGCUAGCUCAAGGAGAGUUAAGACAUCAGGCUCUGAUAAGAAUUGAAAUAAAAAUGGAGACUCCAUCCCCUCAUCCCUGUGCUUUGCUGCUCUCCAUCUCUGAGCUCUGCACAGAUGGCUGGGGUAAGUGUGGGCAGGCUAAGACCAGUCCAGAGACUGCUGGCCCAGGGUCAUUCUCUCCCUUCACCUCUUCACUUUGCAGGACCCAUUCUGUGCUUAACCCUUAGGAUCUCUCAGGAGAGUACUUGGGUUCUUCAGGCCUUCUCUGAAAUAAGCAAUUUCAGAGACUACCUGGGUAAAACCCGAGUUUUUGUUCUCUCUUAGCUUGUCAGCAGCAUCUCUUUAGAUGCAUGAUAAUGCUGGACCACUUAGUGCAGUCCAUAUGCUAAGAUUAUUGCAUUAGGAUAUUUAAAAUGAUAGAAGAGAAGGCAGCAGUGAUUAAAAUGCCUGCACUGAGAUGGUAGGCAGCCCUCUGCUGCCCAUCCAAGCUUCAUUCCCAGUUGAGAAUAGGAACCUCAGCAGACAGUGCCUGGGACCAAGCAACACUUAAUGCUGUUGGGAUUUCUCUUCCCUGAAAAGCCAGAAACUUAGUCUGUCGCACUCCUUUCCUGCUUCUUUCAUUCACACUUCUGUCUUCCAACCAGCCUCAGCUUCCCCCAGGUACUGCUUUCAUGGGUGGUUUCUUCAUUAUCCUAAGGCGAUUUACUUGUGUCCCUCAGCCCAUAGCUAUGUUAUUUCAUCAUAUUAAACCUUCUUGUUAAUCAGGCCUCACCCAGUGUUUUUGACACAGGAUUUUAAAUUAAACUUCUUUCUCUUGGCUACAUGUUCUCCUCUUAUAGUCAAGUCAGUUUUUUCUUGAGGCCAAGUUAAGUCAGGUUUUAAUAAGUCAUUCAGUGGAAGACUUAGAAACAUUAACUGCUUCAUUUGUGAAUAAAAAGCAACAGAUAAUUCCACAUUAAA